Messenger RNA from Phyllopteryx taeniolatus (common seadragon), 13833 nucleotides. RefSeq names its product SH3 and multiple ankyrin repeat domains protein 2-like. The record is from RefSeq and is a predicted model, not a curated record. Gene Ontology annotation, cellular component: postsynaptic density; dendritic spine; postsynaptic membrane. Gene Ontology annotation, molecular function: synaptic receptor adaptor activity; ionotropic glutamate receptor binding. Lineage: Eukaryota; Metazoa; Chordata; Actinopteri; Syngnathiformes; Syngnathidae. The coding region runs from base 12 to 5516 and encodes 1834 amino acids. The transcript has 22 exons.
UGCCAGGCCUGAUGUCUAUCCCCCGGAGCCCCACUUCUAGUGAGGAUGAGAUGGCCCAGAGUUUUUCUGAUUACUCAGAAGACUGCGCUUCUGAAAGCUCCCAUGAAGAAACCAUUUAUGAAACUAUAAGGGCCACUGCUGAGCCAUCGCCACUCCACAUGGACGACAUCCACAUAAACUCUCUGGUCAUUCGUGUUAUCAUCCCUGACCUGCAGCAGACGAAAUGUAUGCGGUUCAACCCUAACGCAACAGUCUGGGUUGCCAAGCAGCGGAUCCUGUAUACACUUAAUCAGAGCCUGAAGGACGUGCUCAACUAUGGGCUUUUCCAGCCUGCUAUCAGUGGGAGCGAUGGCAAGUUCCUGGACGAAGAACGUGUCCUACAAGAGUACCCUCAACCAAUCAGCAAAGGUGUUCCAUGUUUGGAGUUUCGCUACAAGAGCCGAGUCUACAGGCAGUCCAAUUUGGAUGAGAAACAAAUUGCCAAACUUCAUACGAAGGCCAAUCUGAAGAAGUUCAUGGACCUUAUACUCCACAAUCAGGUGGACAAAGUUUCUAAGAUGUUAGAGAGAGGCCUUGAUCCCAACUACCAUGACAGUGACACUGGUGAGAGCCCUUUGACCUUUGCAGCACAUCUGGAUAACGUGGUGGAGAUGAUCAAGGUUCUUAAGAAUGGAGGUGCUCACUUGGACUUCAGAGCCAAAGAUGGUAUGACAGCCCUCCAUAAAGCAGCACGUUGCAAGAACCAGGUUACACUCACGACACUGUUGGAGCUGGGGGCAUCUCCAGACUACAAGGACAGCCGUGGUCUGACUCCUUUGUUUCACAGCGUGGUUGUGGGGGGAGACCCAGGUUGCGGUGAGCUCCUUUUGAAUCAUCACGCCUCUGUGUGCUGCCAGGAUGAGAAUGGAUGGCAUGAAAUUCAUCAGGCCUGCCGACAUGGACAUGUGCAGCACCUGGAGCAUCUACUGUUCUAUGGAGCAGACAUGAGUGCUCAGAAUGCCUCAGGAAACUCUGCCCUACAUGUCUGUGCGCUAUAUAACCAGGAUAACUGUGCCAGAGUGCUGCUUGUUCGUGGAGCUGAUAAAGAAGUCCGGAACUACAACAGCCAGAGUCCUUUUCAGGUUGCAAUUAUUGCUGGAAACUUUGAUCUUGCUGAACUUAUCAAGAACCACAAAGAGAGUGACAUAGUGCCUUUCCGUGAGGCUCCAGCAUAUUCCAAACGGCGCCAAGGUCCAUCAUCUGUGAGUCAGUACCAGCAGCACGGUUCACCGAGCAACUGGGCACCCCGUCUACAGCAACACCCAAACAGGGCCAACCAGCAGGGUCACUCGCAGCCUGGCUCCUCAGCAUUACAUCGCAGCCUGUCACCCCAGCUGCUUCAGCAGAUGCCCAGCGGCAGCGCCAAUGGCAAUGUGGUGGUUCGGACCAUGGGAAAGGGGGCAAGAAGCCGGUCACCCUCCCUCAGCCGGCUGGGGGAAGAGACCCGACUGGCUAUACCCUCACAGCGCCAACCCAAUCCCAGCAGUCAUGGAGAUGCCCUAGGCACCAGGAGGAAGCUGUACAGUGCGGUCCCAGGGAGACACUUUGUGGUGGUUCGUCCUUACACUGCCCAGGCCGAAGGAGAGCUGAACCUGUAUAAGAAGGAUAGAGUCAAAGUUCUGAGCAUCGGAGAAGGUGGCUUCUGGGAGGGCAGCACCCGCGGCCAGGUGGGCUGGUUCCCAGCUGACUGUGUGGAGGAGAUCCCAGCCAAGGCCACCGAGGAGAGGAGCUAUUCCCGAGCGGACCGUGCUGACAGACGGAAAUUGUUCAGACACUACACUGUGGGCUCUUAUGACAGCUUUGAUGCCUCCAGCGACUGCGUGGUGGACGAGAAGACGGUGGUACUCCAGAAGAAGGAGAAUGAAGGAUUUGGCUUCGUCCUACGAGGGGCAAAAGCGGAUACACCCAUUGAGGAGUUUACUCCCACCCCGGCCUUCCCAGCUCUGCAGUAUCUGGAGUCAGUAGACGAGGGGGGCGUGGCAUGGCAGGCGGGGCUCAGGACGGGGGACUUCCUCAUCGAGGUGAAUCAGGAGAAUGUGGUGAAGGUAGGCCACAGACAGGUGGUCAACAUGAUCCGCCAGGGUGGGAACCGCCUCUUGAUCAAGGUGGUGACAGUAAGCCGGAAUCUGGACCCUGAGGACACAGCACGUAAAAAAGCUCCGCCACCACCAAAGAGAGCUCCCACCACUGCCCUGUCCAUGCGCUCCAAAUCAAUGACGUCCGAAUUAGAGGAACUCGACAAAGUUGAAGAGAUGACGCACGCCCAGAAGACAUCGCCAGUUGAUAUGAAGAUCGCAACAAUCAAGCCUCGGCCAUCAAGUCGCUGCUUGGUUACACCCACUGAACUAAAUUCCAUGUACCAUGACCGCCAGGGAGUAGCAGUGGUUCCACCCACAGUGCCAGGGGCCUUUCUGGGGUUACCAGAGAAGAGCAUGCUGAGGAAGCAAAAAUCUAUAGGUACAACAGAGGAGGAAAAACAGGGAUUCCUUACGCCUCCUCUACUUAAGUUUUCCCGCAGCCUCUCAAUGCCAGAUACUUCAGAGGAUAUCCCUCCUCCCCCAGCCAUUUCACCCCCCUCACCACCUGCCUUCAACUCACCUGCUGGCUCAAAGCCCAAGAGUUACGGUACCACAAGACCCACCUUUACCCAGAACUCACCUAACGCAGUGACGACUAUUAGUAGAACCACAGAUGUUGGUACAUUGAGGCGGGGCUACCACAGACAGAGUUCAGAGCAUUUUGAGAGUACACGCACACGAGGGCGUACGCCAGUGCCCGAAAACCCGUACUCUGAAGUAGGCAAUAAGAAUUUGUAUGUGCCAGCAAAACCAGCCCGAAGGAAGGGCAUGCUAGUAAAACAGUCAAAUGUCGAGGACAGUCCAGAAAAAACAUGUCAUAUGCCAGCAAGCCCCUCGGGCCCAGUUUCCAUGCCUACUACACCUGUUGAGCGAACAUGCUCUUCCAUCCCCAUUCCUACCAUCAUUGUCAAGGAACCAUCCACCAGCAGCAGUGGCAAGAGCAGUCAGGGUAGCAGUAUGGAGAUUGAGCCCAGCACUCCGGAACACCCAUCUCUAAUGCCAACUGUUGGUGGAAGUGGUGGUCUGCGUCCUGAAGACCCAGCGUCUUUAGGCAACCCAUUUGCAGCAGCUAUUGCUGGUGCGGUGCGGGACCGAGAGAAGAGACUCGAGGCAAAAAAACACUCUAUUGCCUUCCAGUCAAUAGAUAUGGGGGAUGAUGACUUAAUUGGUCCUACCCCAACACCUCGCCUUCGCCAGUCAAAGUCCAUCGAUGAGGGCAUGUUUGGUAGUGACGAGCGACUCCGAAGGAUGAUGGCUCCACUAGUGCACCUUGGACCACCUGUUGGAGGAGGCAGUGGAAACAUGACAGAUUUUAACACUCCGGAGCCUACCGUUGUUCGGGAGCCACUAAAUACUAAAACAGGACAGUGUCCUAAUCUAGAUAGCCCUGUUAGUCUCCCAGCUACUCCUCCAAAGAGCCGAUAUAGGGCCAAUGGGACCUAUCUUCAUCCUGUCACUGGUAAACCUCUGGACCCUAAUUCUCCUCUAGCUUUGGCCCUCGCGGCUCGUGACCGAGCAAUGAAGGAACAACAAAAUCAUCAUCAAAAUCAGCAACAAAAUCCUCCUCAGGUUCUGCAAACUCCCAAACACGAAGCUCAGUCCCUCCCCCUGCAGCCAAGCCACAAACUAGACCUCAACCAGCCUCUCUUUAUCGAUACCAAGUUGCGGUCUGGGAUUGAGACAAGUUUUGCGUCAAUCUCCUCGGCAACCAUGGGCCGUCCAGGGCGAGGUGGCUUGCGCAGGCAAAUGACUGAACAGAAAUACGAGUCUGAUGUGGCUCGGGAGGAGCGACAGCAUCACGUAGUUGAGGAGAGGAAAAGUGCACCUGCAGAUGUGGCUGACACACCUAAGUCAGCUGGGCUGUUAAUGGUUCACACCAGCACAGAAAUAAGCAACAAGGUAAAUAACCAAGAGUUGGAAGGACAGGAUAGCAACAGGCCAUCUGAGCUGAAAGACCCCAAUCAACCUGAUCCUCGCAGUGGCCAAACAUUGUCUAUUAAUGCCCAGCCCUCUUCAACACGAAGACGUAGUAUUCCUUUAGGAGAAUCCUUGGAUGAACCUGUGAAGCUACCUUUCCGGAUCCCCCCUCCUCCGCUAGCGUCAGUUGACAUUGAUGAGGAUUUUGAUUUCACAGAGCCACUCCCACCUCCUCUAGAGUUUGCAAACAGUAUUGACAUCCCCGAUGACCAGGCUAGUGUGAUUGCACAGAUGCUCCAGCAACAGAGAAGGAAUGGUGGUCCUCUACUACCCCAAUACAAUGUCCAUGCCCCUCUACUUGUCACUGAUCAACACAAACGGGUGACGAACAGUAUGGCCCCUUCAUAUCCUCCUCCUCCGCCAGACCCAGAGUCAGGGGUAGGUGACUCUGGUAUUGAAGAGGUAGACAGCCGCAGCAGUGGAGACCCUCAGCACAUGGAGACCACCAGCACCGUGUCAAGCAUCUCCACCCUUUCGUCAGAAGGAGGCUACUGUGAAACCACUCUGGAGAGCCUUUAUGCUACUGCAGAUGGGCAUUCCUUCCUAGUGGAUAGACCUCCUGUACCACCCAAACCCAAAGGCAAAUCAGUCAUCAACAGAACCUCGCUUUACCAUGAUGCCCUAAUUGAAGAACCACCUGAAUCUUAUGGGUCACCACCUCAGGCUAGUGCUGCUCAUACUUUAUCCUCUGAACCUCCUAGGACGCCCACUCAAAGGACAUCAAAGCUGUGGGGUGAUCAACCUCCUGAGCUUCAUAGCCCUCCAUCUACACCAGACGCCAAGAACACAGUUAUCACAGAGUUGAGUUCCAUUCUGCAACACAUGAAUCGCGAUAGACCACCCAAAUCAGGAGAAAGCCUGGACUCCCCCACAGGAAACCAAGGGGACUUUGGAACAAGGAUGCCCUCAAACGACUCAGGAAAACGUAACAACGCCACCGCUGCUGCCGCCCUUACUUCCACGCCUCCGAGCAGCCUUCCUUCUCAGACACACCCCUGCAGCCCUCCAGACUCCGCCUCCUCCCUCACCCCCUGCUCUUCGCUGCCGCCCUCGGUGUCGCCCACACUCACAGAUGUCUUCGGCCUGCCCACCCCACCCAUGGGCAGCGGUGGAGGUUACAGUCUGAGCUCGUCGUGCGGCGGGAGCGGGAGCUCACGUUCGCCGUCACCACUGACUCUCAUGCAGGCGGCUUCGGGAAAGCCCUUCGCCUCCAAGCCCGUGGAGCUGUGGAGCAAGUAUGACGUGGCCGACUGGUUGGAGAGCCUUCACCUAGGAGAGCACAGAGACGCUUUCCUGGAUAAUGAAAUCGAGGGUGCCCACCUGCCCUCUUUGCAAAAAGAAGACUUGAUAGACCUGGGCGUCACGAGGGUGGGCCACCGCAUGAACAUCGAGAGGGCCCUCAAGCUGCUGCAGGACAGAUAAGCCCAGAGGACAGCGAAGCAGCAGAGGACAGCGAAGGGAAGGUCACACUCGGAGCACGGGGGGCAGGAGAUCUCUUUGUACGACACACGCUCCAGUCAAGUUAUCCAAGUUGAGGAUAAGGGACUGUCUCUGGAACAGUGGGUCCUCAAACUGUGGAAGUAAUUUAUUUCUCAAGACUUGUGCUCAUCCAACUACAGCUUUGGAAUACUACUGACCUUUUCCAUGUGCCCCACGUGUGGGUGCAUGAAAACCAGCUGAGCUGGUAUUUUUUUCUUCUUCUUCUUUUUGAUCCUUUUCUAUCUUUGCUAGAGAAUAAUAUGAGAAUAUUUCUUCACUAGAGUCCUACCGGAGUUAUAUUUCUGGGUGCAUCUAAGGUUGUAGAGAAACACUUUUGCUUUUCACCUGUUUUUGUUCACGUUUGAAUUCCUAACUAGUGGCCACAACAAGCACAUACUCACUUACUGCACACAAAUCCAUGCGUAAGAAGACACGGUCUUCACAGACAUGGACAGACGAAGCAUGAAUACACACACUGUCACUGCAAUCGCCUUCUCCUCGGAGAGUAGAGUGAGGACUGACGUGGUCGUUAGAGCCGAAGCUCCUGCAAUGUGGCACCAAGCCAGCCAAAGGCCAGCACCCUUAGUGAUGCCAUCAAACGCUUCAACCAUAUUGGAGCAGUUCACCUGGAUCAAGUCACAUCAGCUUGUCUGGAGACAAAAGGGUACCUUGUCAUCUUUUGGUUUGUGCGCGCAUGUGUGUGUGUGGUUGAUACACAUUAAGGACAUUCCCAAAAGAGAAGCGAAAGCUUCACUUUUUCACUCUUUUUCUUUUCUUUUUUUUACUUUUCAACCUAAUUCCUUCCACUGGACAGAACUGUGUAUCCCUGCGAUGUUGACCUCCCAGAUGCAAAGUUUAGUUCAGUAGCGAUCUUCAAGCAACAAUUUGACUGAUCAGUUGAUGGCGGAAGAAGGAGAUGCAUGUUACAGAGAAAGUAAAACAGAAGGCAAGUUGGGGGAAAAAAUGAAUAUUUCAGUGUGAAUUGUCAUGCAUCUAAAUCGUGUCUCCAACACAUGACUCUGUACACCAUAGGUCCAGAAGUAUUGGAAACAUAACAGGGGUUUUUUUUCAUGAUUUUGCAAUUACAGUACACAAUUCAAAAUGAAAAAUCAAGGUGUUGGAUAGAUGUAGACUUUCAGCUUUACCAGUUACCGUUUCGGAAUUAGACUCAUUUUAGGGAAAGUUCAUUCAUUUUGAGAGGGUUAAAAGAAUUUGGACUAACAAGAGGUUCAUUUUUCAGGUAUAGUACAUUCUGUCGUUACUUCAACAAAAAUGAAGCAGACAAUUUCAGAUCAGAAUCAGAAUCAUCUUUAUUUGCCAAGUAUGUCCAAAAAACACAAGGUAUUUUUCUCCGGUAAUUGGAGCCACUCUAGUACGACAACAGACAGUCAAUUGACAGAGAACACUUUUGAGACAGAAAGACAUUGAGAAUAACAGUCACUGAGCAAUUAAGGGUUGCUAGUUAUCUGGUAAUGCCGGUACAUGUUUUAUUUUUAUUUUUAUUUUUUUGACAAUUGUGCAAAAAGAUGCAGAGUCCUCUAGCACUUAGAGCAGUUCGAAUGACUAAUAUUGCAAUAGUCCGGUUCAAUGACCAUUGUGCAAAGGGUGCAGAGACUUCAAGCGAGUACUGCGAUAAUCUGUGACAAUGUUGAUUGUGCAAAUGUUGCAGAUACUCCUCAGUCAGUGUGCAAAUAGAGCAGAUGCUACUCUGGCAUGAGUGGCCAGUAUUGGUCAACAACAGAUAUGCAAAUAGUGCAGCGUGGCGAGACUACUACAGUGAGUGCACGAGUAAUAUAUAAUUGGGCCCACAGAAAUGUGACAACAAACUCAAGACAAAAAGACAAAAAAUUGCCAGCAUGUUGUAAUGGAAUUGUAGGUAAGGUGUUUAAGAAGUUGAUUGCAAGAGGGAAGAAGCUGUUGGAAUGUCUGCUAGUUCUAGUUUGCAUUGAUCGGUAGCACCUAACUGAGGGAAGGAGCCGGAAGAGCUGGUGACCGGGAUGUGGAAGGUCCGGAAGGAUUUUGCACGCUCUUGUCUUAGUUCUGGCAGCGUGCAAGUCCUCAAGCGUGGGUAGGGGGGUAACGACAAUCUUUUCAGCAGUUUUGAUUGUCCGUUGCAAUCGGAGUUUGUCCUUUUUUGUAGCAGCACCAAACCAGACUAUGAUGGAAGAACACAGGACUGAUUCGAUGACCGCUGUGUAGAACUGCCUCAGCAGCUCCUUUGGCAGGCCGUGCUUUCUCAGAAGUACAUCCUCUGCUGGGCCUUUUUGAGGACGGAGUUGAUGUUGAUCGCCCACUUCAGGUCCUGAGAGACUGUAAUUCCCAGGAACUUGAAGGUCUUGACGGUUGACACAAGGCAACUGGACAGCGUGAGGGGCAGCUGUGGCGAAGGAUGCCUCCUGAAAUGCACGAUCAUCUCUACAGUCUUGAGCGUGGUCAGCUCCAGGUUGUGUCGGCCGCACCACAGCUUCAGCCGCUCCACUUCCUGUCGAUAUGCAGACUCGUCACCGUCUUUGAUGAGGUCGAUGACAGUGGUGUCAAACUUCAGGAGUUUGACAGCCGGGUGCGUUGAGGUGCAGUCGUUCGUGUCGAGAGAGAAGAGCAGUGGAGAGAGGACACAACCUUGGGGUGCCCCAGUCCUGAUGCUGCAUGUGGAUGAGGUGGCCUCCCCCAGCCUCACCUGCUGUGUCCUGCCCAUCAGGAAGCUGUAAAUAGCACUGGCAGAUGGCAGGUGAGACGCUGAGCUGGAGAAGCUUGGAGGAAAGGAGUUCAGGGAUGAUGGUGUUGAACACUGAGCUGAAGUCCACAAACAGGAUCCUCGCGUAAGUUCCUGCACUGUCGAGGUGUUCUAGGAUGAAGUGCAUUCCCAUGUUGACUGCAUCAUCCGCAGACCUGUUUGCUCAGUAGGCAACUGCAGGGGGUCCAGCAGGGGGCCUGUGACACUCUUGAGGUGGUCCAGCAUGAGAUGUUCAAAGGACUGUCAAGGCGACAGGCCUGUAGUCAUUUAGACCCGAGAUAGCAGGUUUCUUGGGGACUGGAAUGAUGGUGGAGCGUUUGAAACAGGAUGGUACUUCGCACAGUUCCGGAGACCUAUUGAAGAGCUGAGUGAAGACUGGAGCGAGCUGGUCCGCGCAGACUUUGAGGCAGGAUGGGGACACAUGGUCUGGGCCUGCUGCUUUGUUAAUCUUUUGUUGCUUGAAGAUGCGUCUCACAUCCUGUUAGCGGAUGGUUAACGCAGAAGUCGGUGAUGUGAUAGUGGUCGGUGGUGCGGCUGGGUGGGUGUGGGGUAUGCAAGUGUGCUUUUCAAAUCUUCAGUAGAAGGUGUUCAAGUCGUUGGCUAGUGUGCGAUUGUUCUCAGCUUGGGGGGAUCGUCGCUUGUAAUUAGUCAGCGAUUGGAAAGCAUGCCAGACUGAUUUAGAGUUGUUAGCGCUAAACUGUUUUUCCAACUUUGCUGCAUAGUUCCUCUUAUCCAAGCUGACUUUGGGUGGGAGGCGGGGUACACCUGAACUGGUUGGCAGCCAUUUAUAUUAAACAUGAUGUUUAUAGUUUGUGUCACUUUGUCCAAAUACCUUUAAGCCAUUCAAAAUGCAGGUACUCUGCAUACAACAAUUGUAAUUCUGAAAUGGUGAAUGAAUCUGUGUCACUCGUUCUUUCCAUUUUCAAUUGGUAAUCAAAAAAUGAAAGCUUAUUUUGUUAUUAGUCACUAAGGUGUAGCGGUAAAAUUGACUGACUUUGGUGCAGGCACAGUGGGUUUAGUUCCCACUCAGUGAUGUUGUGAAACUAACUGUGAAUAUUUGUUUGUCUUAAUACGUGCUACGUGAUUGACUGGCGACCAAUCCGGUGUGUAGUCCCUCCACGUUUCGUCCGAAGUCUCCAGCUAUCCAUGACCCUUAACUGAAAAAGUGAUAUAGAAAGUGGAUGGAUAGUGUGUUGUUGUUUUUUUCCUCAUACACCCAAAAAAAUUAUAAAAUGCCUGAUUUUUCAUUUUUUUAUUUUAGGAUCAGAUCGUUUCUCCUCACUAGGGUCGCGGGCAUGCUGGAGCCUAUCCCAGCUAUCAUCGGGCAGGAGGCGGGGUUCACCCUGAACUGGUCGCCAGCCAAUCGCAGGGCACAUACAAACAAACAACCAUUCGCACGCACAUUCACACCAAUGGGCAAUUUAGAGUUUUCAAUGAACCUACCAUGCAUGUUUUUGGGAUGUGAGAGGAAACCGGAAUGCCCGGAGAAAACCCACGCAGGCACAGGGAGAACAUGCAAACUCUACACAGGCGGGGCCGGGAUUUAAAACCCGGUCCUCAGAACUGUGAGGCAUCAAGUCUGCCUUCAAAAGUUUGGCUCUCUGUGGUUAUCUGCCAUUCCACUUAAACAUGACAUUUUUUCCAAAUAUGACAUUGAAGCGUGUGUGGUGCAAUCUAUUAGUUUGUCUGAGAUGUUGAAAAGGUUUCUCGGGGUUUAAUCGACUUCAUUCAGAAUGAAGAAAAUUAAUCAAAAUGUAAUCAAAUGUAACUAGUUAUAUUACUUUCGAGAAAAAUAUUGAAAUAUUUACGCUAUUACGUUUUCAACAGAGUAACUUGUAAUUUGCGACCAACUACAUUUCCAAAGUAAUUUUCCCAACACUGGAUGUAAUGCACUUAACACUUCAAACAUGUUUGUCCUUGAUAUAAUAUCGCUGAUGGAUUAUUUGAUGGAUGGUGGUUGUGAUCGUGGCGGCAAAUAAGCUCACGUAGCUUUACUCAUGGUCGUUGUAAGCCCAACCAACCAUUUAAAUAUAAAAAUCAAAUUCUCCAUUUUGUAUCUUUGAUCUGAGUCCAAAAUUUACAGUGAUAGAAAAAUGAUAGAUGGAUUGAACGUGUCAUAUUGUUCCACUUCACUCACAGUUUUUCCCAAUCCAUUGUCGGGCUGUAUAAAGGCAAAAACAUAAAAGCUCUUGCCAUUGACCAAAUACUUCUGGACCGAAAUGUUACAGAAUUCUGUACUAUUUAUGACAAUGGUACUAUCGUUAUAUAUUUAAUAGUUAGCCUUUGUCAAACACAAAGGACACUUGUCACGUGACAUCAGAUCACUUCUGCUCAAUCACUCCUAUGGUGUAUAUUUACUUCCACUUCCUGUAUAUCCAGAUUGUAUUAAUCACUAACGAAAGGUAAAGCGGUCAUUAUUUUAUUUUUGAAAGUGUGUGAUCAUAGACUUGGGCCCAACUGUCACAGCUGAUCAAGGGAAGAAACAUGCUGUUCCUCCUUCCAGAGUCUUGUUCACAAACUAAACAAGCACUGUUGUGAAACUUAACAUUCUAUACUGGCAUGCCAGUCACUCUAUUUACUCAAGUGGUUUGCAGUCUUUACUGAAGAUGUUUACAGUACACAGUUGUAAUGCUACUGGAAGUUGGUUUCAGCUUGUCUUUUGAUCAGCACAUUUAUUCAAGACAAAAUAAUUAGUGAUAUGCCAUGGUAAUAAUAAAACAUAACUAGUCUCACUUUCCCUUUGAGAAAAGAUUUCUUUGCGUUUCAUCUCAACAAAUACUGGGAGUGGAAUUGAAUAGAUUACAUAGUGAUCCGAUGUCACUAUGAAGAGUUAAGUUCCCACGUGACGUAUUAACAAAACAUUUUGGGGCAUUAUGUCAGUGGAGCCAGAUGUGAGCUUAUUUUGAUCUAAAUAUGAUUUAAUAUAUAUAUACUUCUGACUUAUAAUAAACUCAUAUUUUUGUGUUAUAUCUAAAAAAAAAAAAUCAUAUUUAUACAAAAGCUAUAUUUAGAUUAAAUGACAUUUUGAAUAAUCAAGCUGGUGAUAUACAGUUGAAACCAGAAGUUUACAUACAGCAUAUAAAAACUUUUUUUUCUCACUAUCUGACAUGAAAUCAGGAUAAAAUGUCCCUAUUUUAGGUCAAUUAGGAUUAGCAAAAUUUUGUAUAUUUGCUAAAUGGCAGAAUAAUGUGAGGGUCUAUCAACAUUGUUGUUUGUUUGCAAAAUAGAGUGCUGAGUUUUCAUUUUAACAUUUGAGAUCUGGUUAAUUGCUGGGUUUUUUUGUUGGUUUGGUUGGUUGUUUUUUUGUUUUGUUUUUUGUUACCAGGGUUGAAAACAGAAUUGGCAAAGGUGAAUUUAUCCAUAGACAGAUAUUUUUUUAUGAUAGCAUAUCGAACUCUCAUAUACUGGUACUUUGAUUCAGGCUGCAACUGCGUCCAACAUUACAAGGUUGAUGCAAUAAAAACGUUAAAAUGACAAACAAACGAUAUUAACGAUCUCACGGAAAUGUUAUUUUGAAAAUAUGGAAAUUCAAACAAAUUUGGACCAAUUGUUCUGGAAGUGAAUUUUUAUAGAUUGGCAGCUCUAGUGUAUAUAAACAUUUGGUUUCAAAUAUAAAUCCAUGAAAAGCCUCAAGAUGACUUACCUGUAUAUCCAAUGUAUUCCUAAACGAUGCUGCAAUAAAAAGAUCAAUUUCAGUGAUGUGGCGCAAAGAAAUCAAAGUAGUAGGAUGCACACGCUUAGUAGAGGUUUGUCUUUAGGGAUAAACAGUGUAAAUAUUCCUCUCCGAGACAGGCUCAUGGCUUGCAAGUUGCCUGGAGGACUUGAUUUUCACAAUAAAGUAUCCCUUGUCGGCUUCAGGGUUUUAUGCUGAAAGAGUGUUAAAACACAUACAUACACUCUCUACCCUGCCCUCUAACCAUUGCAAGAAAUACGCCGACACAGAUGGCAGAUGUUUUCAUCCGUAUGGAUUAGACGAAAGCAUAUAUUGUAAACUGGAUCGCUUUUUAUUAUGAUAGAAGUGCCACGGUUACGGGCUGAGAAGUAAAACGCCAGUACAGUGUUGAAAUGUGUAUAUAAGAGUGUUUUAACAGAAGUAAGUAACCAUGUCUAAUUGAGUGCAUGUAUAGAAGUAUUUAAAGGCUUGGAGUGGCAACAAUCCAAGGAAGUUUCCUUUCUGACCGACCUGAUGGCCAAAGCAGCGCCCUAUCAUCCUAGUGAGGAUGCCUUAAAUGAGGUCCCAGGUCCCUUUGGUUCAGUACCCAACGGCUCUGUUUACGCCGAAGCCAAUUCUUUCAGAGUGCAUUCGAUACACUUGAAAACCCAAUGUUCCGCAAAGAGAUGCACAGUACAGUUAGUAUUAAAGAAAGUUAACUUCUUUGGUUUCAUCACCCGCUCGGCUGCAAAGGCCAAGGUGCAGCCUUUGAGGACUUUACAAACGCUCUGUGUUCUGUGAACAUUAGCGGGAGAGAGGCUGGCACGGGACAAUGCUGCUAUAAACCUGUAACUUAUUUUCAAACAAACAGUGACGUGCGAGCAGGGGUCGAAAAGCACAGUAUUUUUAAAAAUUUGUAUAGAGUUCUAUGACAUUUUCUAGAGAUUAUCUUGAAAAAAAGAUGUUCGACACUGUUGUGUGGAUUUGCCAAAUACAGAAAUAUUAUAUCGAUACAACCAUGGAUAUUAUCAUUAGACUUAUGGGUUAUGUAAGAAGCAAUAUUUAUUCGGAAUGAAUCUCCUUUGCUGUGUUUUAUUUUUCCAUUUUAAAGUGACAUAUCACGUUUGUCUGUAUUUCACUGAAGUGUUGCCUAGAUGCAGUCUACUCAUGUGGUAGAUUUCAGAUAUGUUGGCCAAUCAAGUGACCACAAAAACCAGGUAUCUUCUGACCGCAACUUGCCUAUCUUAUCAUUUUAUAAAAAUCCCUGAAUCAAGAGUGAAACUUGUGUAUUUAAAAAAAUAAAUAAAUAAAUGUACAUUUUUAAUGUAUGUCUGCAGGCCACCAUAGUAGGAAACUGAAAGAAACAUACAUAAAUCCACCAAAAAAAUUAGGUGUGGCUGUUGUUUACUCUCAGUGGGUCAGCAGGUCACUAAACAGUGUUCUGUGUUAAAAUGUAGAGCUGAGUAGAUGUAGUAAGAAUCUUUAGGAGUGUCACCAGCCAGGUUUAGGACAAACAUGGCUCACUAUACCCACUUCCACUCCCCCUUUUAACGCUGCUCCCACUAUUCUCAUUGUUCAACAUUUGGCUGACCCUUUCUGUCUUUUUCUGAACUUAUUUUGGUUUCAUUAUUAGAUUUUGUUCUUUAUUAAGUCUUUAUAUAGACUAAGAUGUUUUCAGUAAUUUGUGCAGAUUUGUGUUUGUUUUUCUAUGUUGCUGUAAUUUUGUGCUUCAAUCAUCAUCAUAGAGUCAACUAAUUACUGAAAUGAAUAGAGAAUAUUGCGGUAAGUGCACUCUUCAUUCCCCCCCAAAUCCUCAAGAAUUCUUGUACGCCAACCAAAAGUCACUGUAAGAAAUAAAUAUAACAUUGCACUAA